Ascochyta rabiei is the source of this 159-nucleotide messenger RNA. RefSeq lists its product as uncharacterized. The record is from RefSeq and is a predicted model, not a curated record. The coding region runs from base 1 to 159 and encodes 52 amino acids. The transcript has a single exon. NCBI's taxonomy places the organism in Eukaryota, Fungi, Ascomycota, Dothideomycetes, Pleosporales, Didymellaceae.
AUGGGCGCAAGAUUGGCGGUGAGAUCAAUAUCUAGCGAAUUAUGCACUCAGCGGUCAAGAACUCACCAAAAGGCAGCCCGGUGUUUUCGUCGAGAGGACUUGCGGUCAGCACACAGUACGUGGUGUUCUUCCUUGUUGCGUUCGAGCGGUGACGUGUAG